This is a messenger RNA of Aphidius gifuensis, 6474 nucleotides long. RefSeq lists its product as uncharacterized. The transcript has a single exon. The coding region runs from base 800 to 6436 and encodes 1878 amino acids. NCBI's taxonomy places the organism in Eukaryota, Metazoa, Arthropoda, Insecta, Hymenoptera, Braconidae. The record is from RefSeq and is a predicted model, not a curated record.
CAAAAAAACAUCAAAAUAUUUAGUUACAAAAAAUUUGAAUGUAAUUAAAAUCAAUUAGAAUAGUUGCAUCUUGAAAGGUGCAAGAAAUAUAAGUUUAUCAUCUAUUUGGAAUCAUUUAUUUAUUAUUAACGAGUGCAUUUUUUUAUAUUUGUAUCAAAUAGUUGAGAAUUUUUAAUUUUUGCCCUAGUUAAUGUAUUAUAGUUGAAAUAUUAUCAAUUAAAUAUAUAAUUUUUUCCCGUAAUUUAAAACGAAUAGGUAAAAUCAACAGGGUGAAUCGCAGCGAAUCAAUCGAUGAUAAUUAUGCAUUCUAUAAUUUAUAUACAAACUUAGUCUCUAGAUGUACAAACUUUUUGUAGAUGUACAAACUUAGGAAACUUAGUCUCUAGUCUUCAUGUAUUUAAUAUACAUACAUACAUAGAUUUACAAGAUAUUAUAAUUAUUUCAUUUCUAAGAAAGGCCGGGGUUUCAGAUGAUCAUAGAAUUUUUAGAAUUUUAGAAUUUUUUAUGCAGUUUUAGGUGUCAAACCGCAAACGUGUUGAGCGUGUUUAAUAUACUGUUUAGAUAGUCAUAUAUGAACGCUGAGUGUUGUUGUUACCACUUGUUAUUAUUUCAUCAUAUUGUGAUUUGUGUAACACGACACAAACUUGCUGCUUUUUAGUUGGAUCCAAUUAUUAUUCAGUAUAAUCAAGUGUAAAUCAGAAUUUGUCAAAAAAGAAACAGGUAAAUCCAAAAUUUGACAGGAAAGUGUUUUAUUAAAAAAAUUAAAAAUUAAUAUUUUUUUAUCAGGGUUUUUAAGACAAUGUCAACAAUAAUCACAGAGUAUAAAAUGGAAUCACCAUAUCUUGAAGCAAUUCAACAUAUACCCGGCAAGACACCUGGUGAAAAGUAUAAAGCACUAAAUUGCAUUGCCAGAAAGCUUAUUGAUGAUGCAAUGGAAACUAAUGACGAUCGUGUGAAAAGUGUUGAUGUCAAGAGUUCAGCUGAACUUCCAGAGUGUCUUGUGCCUAUUGUUCGUCUUGAGGUAGCUAAAAUUCUUCAUCAACCUGAUGGUAUUGUGAGUGCACUUAAAUCUGAUGAUGCCUUUAUCAAUGAUCGUGCACUCAAAGUCAAGUGGUUUUUCGAUGGCAGCAAUGAGAACAUCACCAACAGCCAAUAUUUUGAUAAGCACAUUUUUCCAUAUGUCUCAUUGACUGUUCGCAUUAAAAUUAUUAAAAACUUGGCGAAAUAUUUGAUGUUGUCCAAUAAACAAGGUAUUGCUGAAAAUUUUUACAUUGAAUUAAAAGAACAAUAUGGUGAAGAAUUAGUGAGACCACUUUGUUUUGCCUGUGGAGACGACUUUAUUCGACUUACUUCUAACGAAUGGAAAAAACCAGUCAGUGUUAGUGAGCUUGAAAUUAUUUAUCCACGUUUUCCGGAUUACGUUUUUUUAUUAUUAAAAACGUCUCCUAAUAAAUACAGUAAAUUUCUACCCAAGUUACUGAAAAAUCAUGCAGACAUUUUUGUUGAUAUUGUCAAAGAAUACAUUUUAGUCAUCAAGUUAAGUAACAAAAAAUGUCAAUUAUUUUUAAAAAAUGCACGAAAUGCUUUCUUGGACAAUCCAAUGUUAUUUGUGCCUUUACUGUCUUUGAAAUUAAUCACAACAAUGCUGAAUAAAUUGGAAUUUCAUCAAUUUUAUAAAAAAAUGUUUCCACAAAAUCAAAAAGAAUUUUGUUUUAUAACACUUUACAAAUAUUUAAAAUACUAUCCUGAAGAAGAAAAAUUAGAUCUUUUAAUUUCAAUAUUUGAGGAACUUUAUGGAAUUAGUUUUAUGGAGUGUGUUAGUUUAAUAUCAUUUCCACUCUUAGUAGAUAAUUAUGCUGAUGUUUUCGUUAAUAUUGUCAAGAGGUUCAAUUUAAACAACAAGUUGAGUAACAAAAAUUGUGAAUCUUUUUUUAACUAUCAACUGAAUCCUUUUUUAAAGAUUAAAACGUUGUCUAUACCUUCUCAGUUUUUAGACUUAAUUACAGAAAAGCUAAAUGAAUUGGAAUUUUAUCAUUUUUUCAAGCAUUUAUUUCCACAAAAUUACAACGAGUUUUGUUUCACAACACUCUACAAAUACUUAAAAUACUAUCCUGAAGAAGAAAAAUUAAAUCUUUUAAUCUCAAUAUUUGAGGAACUUUAUGGAAUAAGUUUUCUGGAGUGUGUUGGUUUAAUAUCAUUUCCACAGCUCUUAGUAGAUAAUUAUGCUGAUGUUUUCGUUGAUAUUGUCAAAAGGUUCAAUUUGAACAACAAGUUAAGUAACAAAAAUUGUGAAUCUUUUUUUAACUAUCAACUGAAGACUAAAAGGCUGUCUAUACCUUUGAAGUUUUCAAAAUUAAUUACAGAAAAGCUAAAUAAAUUGGAAUUUUACCAUUUUUUUAAGCAUUUAUUCCCAAAAAAUUAUAAAGAAUUUUGUUUUACAACACUUUACAAAUAUUUAAAAUACUAUCCUCAAGAUGAAAAAUUAAAUCUUUUAAUGUCAACAUUUAAUGAUCUUUAUGGAAUAAGUUUGUUGGAGUGUACCGAUUUGAUAUCACCAGAUCUUUUACGAUUGUUAAAACCUGAAGAGAGAAUUAGAAUUGCUAGAAAAGAAAUCGAAAAAGAUGAUACAACAGGGGACAUUGAAUAUUCGUGGAUAUGUUAUUUGCCAACAAAUGAGUCGAUUCCAUUAAUAAAAGAAAAAAUAUCAAAAGAAUCAGUUAUUAAUAAUCGCAGUGAAUAUUUACAAGAGCUCAUAUACACAUGCAGUAUCAACAAGGAUAACGAUGCUCUCCUCAAUGUGUUGGAAUACAUAUUCAUGCAACAUAAAAAUGAACAAAAUCCAGUAAUUCCAAAUGUUUUAAACAGACUGUGUACUGAUUUUGAUGUUAAAAAUUUACCAAAAGAACAUUUAAUUAUUGUUGAUCAAUUUGUGAUGUUUUUACAUGUUAAAAAUAAGAUAACAAAUUAUCUUAUAAUUGCAAGCUUAAUUAGUGAUUUAAUUUUCACAAAAUUAAAACACAAUGAAGAGUUUCAUAAAUACAUUGAACUUUAUAUUGAUCUCAAUAGUGAAAGAGAGUGGGAGUACAUAAAAUGGAACAUUCUUCAAAAUAAUCCUGAUUACGAAAGAAAGUGUAUGGUCGAACUUAUAACCCAAAUGUGCAUGCAUAAAAAUGGUCAUGCAGCUGUCAACAGCUUGCUGAGUAGUAUGUAUGAUUUUAAUGGAAGAAAUGCCAAGGCUAAAGUUCCAUUAGAAAAAUUAAGUAUAACGAAUUAUCCGAUAUUGUAUGAAGCUGUAAAACGUAUAGUAACACGAGAUCGUCAAACAGUGAAUAACUGGUGGAGUAUUAGAACUGAUGAACUAUUAGAAAAAGGAGAAAAAGAUAUUUUUCUCGCCUGGUAUGAUAAACCAAAGUCACCUGAAAAAUUCGAAUUUCACAAUUCCAAUGUCAUAAAAUUAUUGCAGAAAUCACCAGAAAAAAUUAUAGAAAACUGGGAUGAAUAUCUUAAAUUAUGUAAGAGUAAAAUCACCUCACGUAAUCUUGCUCGUCGAUUCCUUCGUUAUAGUAGAUGGCAUCAAGAUUUACCUAUCAUGUUUGCAAAUCAAUGUUUGAAAGAAUUAGAAAUUAAAGAAAAUGUUGAUAUUCAUAAGAAUCUUCAUAUUCUUGCAGUUUUAUAUGAGGGUUCAUCGUAUGAAAAAUUAUUUACACCUUUUAUACCAGAAUCUAAAACACUUGAUUUGACAAACAGCAAAACAAAAAGUGAAUAUAAAUUAAACUGUUCAAUUUUAUGGUCAUUGAACAUUGUUAAUCCACCAGUAUCAUUUUCACCAAUCUUUGAAUUUUGUCAAGGAGAUUAUGUUCACAAAGCUGUCAAUACGUUGGAUAACGUUGGUCGUCGUGUGCCUGUUGAAAAAGUUAUAGAAUUCUCAAAAACUCUUGUCAAUCAAAAAGUAUUUGUUAAAAAACAUGGUAUUAGAUUAUUUUAUCAAGUAGCCAGUCAUGAUCAAAUUCGAGAAACGAUGUCGUAUCUUUGGAAGCAAGAAACACAUUUAUCAAUUCGCGAAGUUUUGUAUCAAAACAUUUCCAAACUGUUCAUUGAUGCACCAUCCUUACAAAGUUGGAGCAUGAUACAAACUUGCAUGGAUGAAGUCACGACUGAAGAUCACUUUUGGAAUCGUAUCUUUGACAUUUCUGAGGUUCCUGAUGAUUUUUACGAACGUUACAUUUCAAAAUUGCUUGAGACAAUCAAGAGAAUCAAAGAAACAAAAAAUGAUUUUGGACCUUCACAAAGUCACGGAUAUGUAAGUUAUAUCUUAAACAGCAGUUCACGCAGAUCAUAUCUAUUUUCAGAAGAAUUUCACCAGCAUAUUAUCAAAAAUUAUUUUGCUGAUUUUUCAAGACUAGAAUAUUUGUUGUCUGAUAGUUGUCAGAAUUAUAUUAUCAAAGAAUACAUUGUCAAGUCAGGUGAUAAACUCGAGUCAAGAUUAGCUUUUCUAACUGAUCUUAUUCUAGAAAUUGUUAAAACAUCCUGGAACGUUCCUUUUGCAUUUAAGACAAACUCACUUCCAGCGAACUAUCUAAUUUACAAACUGAUUUCAUGUAUUUGUAAUAUGAAUUGUAAUAAUAUCAAAAUAAGAACUGCUGAAGUUGUGCUUGAUGCUUUGUUGACAGUGUUAAAACCUGAUCAAUUAGGAACUUCUUACUUGGAUUUAGUUUACAUUGGUAUUCUCGAUAAUGAUUACACUGUUGAUCAAAUGACGCAUAAACUUGUCCAGCUUAUACCAUCCCUGGUGGAAAUAUAUUCCACUAAGUUAAUGUCUACAAUUGUUCAGCACUUUGAACAGCCAUUGAAUAUAUUUUUAUCCAAUAAAAAAAAUACUCAUUUAUUCGAUAUUAUUGGGAAACUCGUUUUGAGUGAUGAUAAAAAUGUUCUUCUUUUUACAAAUACAUUAUUAUUGCAAUCCAUUAUUUCUAAUGAUAAAAGACGAUAUUCAAUAAUGAUUGAUACAUUGCAAAUAAAUUCAGAAGAAUUACAUCAAUUCAUCAUUAAACACUAUUUCGCUAAUUUUUCAAAAUCACAGAUUUUGUUGUCUAAUCACUUUCAAAAUUAUAUUAUAAAUCAGUACAUUACCAGGGCAAGCGAUAAGCUUGAGUCAAGAUUGGUGUUUUUGAGUGAUGUUAUUUACGAAAUUGUUAAAACAUCUUGGAAUAUUCUUUGCGCAUCCAACAUGAACUCGCCGACAAUCAACUCUUUAAUUUAUGAAUUGAUUUUCCGCAUUUGUGAUAUGAAUUGUGAUCAUAUUAAAAUACGAACUGCAAAGGUUUUACUUGACACUUUGUUGACAGUGUUAAAACCUGUACAAUUAGGAACUUUCUAUUUAGAUUUGGUUUACAUUGGUAUUCUUGAUAAUGAAUACACUGUUGAUCAAAUGAUACAUAAACUUGUCGAGCUUAUUCCAUCACUGGUUAUUAUAUAUUCCAGUAAGUCAAUGACUCAAAUUGUCCAACACUUCAAAAAGCCGUUACAUAUGUUUUUAAAAAAUAAAGAAAAUACUAGUGCAAUAGAUGUUAUCGAUAAACUCAUUAGGAUUAAUGACGAAGAUGUUCAUCUUUUUACGAGUACAUUAGUAUCUGAAUCAACUGUUUUUAAUCAAAAUGAUCGAUAUCCAAUUACUAUUGAUACAUUGGAAAUAAAUUCAGAAGAAUUACAUCAAUUUAUUAUCAGACACUAUUUUUCGAAUUUUUUCAAAACAGAUUAUUUGUUGUAUAAUAGCAUUUGGAAUUAUAUUAUGUCUAUAUACAUUGCCAGGGCAGGUGAUAAGCUCGAGUCAAGAUUAUUAUUUUUAACUGAUGGUAUUUUAAAAAUUGUCACAUCAUCUUGGAACGAUCUUCCUGCAUAUAGUAUGAAUAAGUAUUGUAAAAACUUACUUCCAGUAGAUACUUUGAUUGAGAGAUUGUUUUCAUUUAUUUUUCGUAUGAAAUGUGAUCAUGUUAAAAUACGAAGUGCAAAAGUUGUGCUUGAUACUUUCUUAACAGUGUUAAAACCUGAACAAUUGGGAACUUCCUAUCUGGAUUUAGUUUACAUUGGUAUCCUUGAUAAUAAAUACACUGUUGAUCAAAUGAUACAUCAACUUGUUCAGCUUAUUCCAUCACUGGUUAUAUAUUCUAGUGAGUCAAUGACUAAAAUUGUUGAACACUUCAAAGUGCCUUUGAACGUAUUUUUAUACAAUAAAGGAAACACUAAUGUAAUGGAUAUUAUUGAGAAACUUGUAUUAUAUGAUGAUGAAAAUGUUCUUCUUUUUGCAAAAACAUUAUUAUUUCAUUCAACUUUUUACGAUGAAGAAAAACGAUAUUCAAUAAUCAUAAAUAAAUUAAAAAUGUGUAAAUAUCCAGCUGUUGUGAUUCCUAUCAUUGAUGAAUUGAAUAAUCAUCGUUGAUCUCACACUUGCCAUGACGGAUCAGAAUGAAAAAAGAA